This is a messenger RNA of Tetrahymena thermophila SB210, 3804 nucleotides long. Its product is annotated as transmembrane protein, putative. The transcript is spliced from 2 exons. Lineage: Eukaryota; Ciliophora; Oligohymenophorea; Hymenostomatida; Tetrahymenidae. The record is from RefSeq and is a predicted model, not a curated record.
AUGCAUCUCAAUAAACAACUUUUUACAAGAAUUUACUUAGAGAAGAAUAACCAGAAAAUAACUAAACUCUUAACGAUGGUAUAUUAUUUUUAACAGAUAACAUUACCUUUAUAGAACUUUUCUUAUUUAAUUAAAAAGAAUAUCGUUUAGUCUCUUUUUCUGAUAAAUAAGCAUCAGAAUCUAUAAAUGAAAACAUAAAUCAAAUUCUAGAAGUCAACAUCAAGCCUACUUUCUUGUAAAUAGCCGAAGUAAACAUAUUAAUAAGCAUAUACUUAUAAACUUUUAUUUAAAACUAAAUGUUUUUUUUAAUUAAAUUUUUCAAAAUAGGAUAGGACUAUGAGAAAGCUUAUUGAAAUAAAUGAAAUCUUUUUUUCUAUUUUUGAGGCCAUGCCUAUGGCAGUGUUAUAAUUUAUCAAUAAUUACAUGCUAAAUUAAUGGACAAAAAGUGAUGGAAGCUUAAACUGGUUUAUUAUACUCUCAUUUGUUUCUAGUGCUGGCAGUGUUUUAUAUAAUAUUUUUAUAUUAUCUCAUUGGAUGUUUGAUAGUGAGAUAAAAUCUUUCUUUGAUCUGCUUACUUGUAUGAUGGAUUCCUAAAAAGGUAGAAAGGAAGAAAAAGUAAAAAAAGUGUUUUCUUUUUUUGAUAUCCCUUAAAAAGUACUUAUAACCAGUCAAUCUUAGCUAUAAAAAAUGGCACUACUUAAACCUGAUAGAUUUUCUCGAAUAAAACAAUUGCACAUCCAUCUACCAAAAAAUAAAAAUUCGUUUGAUAUUCUUCUAAUUGAUAUGCACACAAUUCUUCAAAAUUUAAUUAAUCAAAAAAUUAAACUAGCAUGUUUUAGUCUUAAUUUAAGUGAGUGUAAUAUGACAAGUGAAUAAAGGUAUGAAUUAACUUAGUAGGUUAGAAAGAUAAAAGCAGAAUCUAAGUAUUUGAAUUUGAGAUAAACAACUGGCGAAGCUUAGUGCAAUUUAUGCGAUAGUAUUGUUGAAAGAGCAUUAAACAUGAGUAUAAAUUCAAAUUUCUUUUAUUUUGCUGAAGAUUUCACAUUAUACAGAGUGUGCAAAUUAUAGAAAAUGAAUGAGAUUGAUAAUUUUUUAAAUUUACACAAAAUAAAAAUGUUAAAACUUGAAGAAGCCAUUUUCAAAAGUAAAUUUUAUGUAAACAUUUAAGAAGAGCAGUAAUAUUCUCCUUAAUGCUUAAAUGAUUUACUUGCAGAAAAAGAGGAAAGUAUUGUUUAAAUAUAGAUCAAGCUUUCUGGGUCUACUCAAAACUACAAUUUUAUAGAUGGAUAUACUUUAAAAUUUCCUCUUUAUUUAGAUUAAUUUUUUUAUUUGUAGGUAAAUUCUCCUGAUCAAAUAAAUUUUUCUUCGCUUACUAAUAUUUUGCUAAAUAACUUGAAACAAAAUAGCUAUUCAAAUGGUGUCAUAGUAAACGCUAAUUUUUAAUUCAACUAAUCAGCUUCAUUAGUAGAUAUUUUAAAGUAUUUUAUGUCUCUUUACAAGUUUGAGUAAAAGUGUGAGGAUCAAAAUUAUUUAGUUGAAGAUGAAAUUUUUUCAAAAAACUUAAUUGACUAUGAGGAUUAAGAAUUAAUUAGUCCUAAUUAGUAAGAAAAUGAUAUGGUUAUAAUAGAGUGUAAUUAAAGUAUUUACAACUAAACUCAACCUCCAAAAGUAAGUGUUUUAUAGAGUAUGAUGGUAAAAGAAGAUGCAAUUAAUCAAAUGGGAGUAAGUAACUUAAACAACUAAAUUCUUUUUCAAAUCAUUAAGAUUGAUGAUUGUAUUCUGAUUGGCUGCUCUAAAGCUCUGUUUAACUAAGAAGAUUUUUUAAGUUAUUUGAUUAGUGAAGAGGGUAAUUACAGUUGUUUAUUUCUAUUUUUAGAUUUUGAGAUACCGCAGGAGUUUUUGUUGAAAUUAUAAGCACAGUUGUAGGAAUAUUUUAGGUAAAUGAAUAAUUUAAGACACCUACAUUUGAUAAUUGGAGAAAGUGGAUCCUUUUAUAUCGAUCUUUAGCUGCAUUUUACAUUUAUUGAAAAUGUGAUGAUAUAUUAAAACGAAUUAUUCUAAUUUAAAUUUACAGAUCAUAAGACUGAAAAGGAUUCUUUAUAAAGUACAAAAUAAGUAAAUAUUUAUACUUAUGCUGAUUUAGUUUCUGAUGAUAUUGAUAAACAUAUUAACUCAAUAUGCAAUAACGAGUAUGCCUAACAAGUGCUAAUUAAUGCAAAAAAAGGAUUAAAUGCAAAUAAAAACUUGAUUUAAAAGGAUUUGGAAAAUAUUUUAUCAUAAAAUAAUCUUGAUUAUGAAGAAUAAGUUGAUAAUAAAUUUUAGACACGUUCCUUUUCCUUUAAUUCUGUAUAAGUUUGCCUUCCUUUAGAAUUACCUCCUCUUAGUGCAAAACUUCUUCCACAAGCAUUAAAGUAAAUGAAUAUGAUUUAAAAGAUAAGUAUUUACGAUAAUAUUGGUAUAGACAUUUAAGAUUUUAUAUAAUAAAAUAGCUAGAGUUUAUAAUAUUUAAAAGUUCUAAACUCUAAAAUAGAAAGAUGCAAUUGUGGAUUAAAACACUAAAGCAAAACUUAAUAAGAAUAGAAAAAUCUAUGUGGUAGUUCUUAGAAAAUGAUGACUAUCAGCAGAAUUAUUUACAGGAUUAAUACAAUUUAAAUAAUUGACAUCGAAAUGUUAAAAGUAUUAAAAUAUUUAAACAUAACACAGUCUUAAAUGUAUUUAUCUUCAGAUUACUAACAUUUUGUAAACUCUUUGUAGUCUUUAAGCAGUAAAUUAUAAGUAGUUAAACUAGGAUUUCAAAGCUGCAAUAUAUGGUUUAAUAGCAGUAUCACAGACUUUUUAUGUAAUAGUUUUAUCUUGUAAACAUUUUAGAUAAAUGCUGUUAGCAGUUAUAAGCUAAUCGGAUUAGACUGCAUUUUGAAAGGGUUGUCAUUUAAUUUCUUAAUUUCUAAUAUAGGAAUAAAAAUUAAUAGCAACUAAAUUACUUAGAAAGACAUGGAUUUAAUAGAUGAACUUCUAUAAAAAAGAAAAGCAAAGGGCAGUCUAAAAUCAUUUAAAUUCUCUUUGAAGAAAUCAAUAAAAACUUCAUCUAAUAAUUCGCUAAAUAAUAAAUAAUAUUUAGAUUUUUACAAUAAAAUGAUGUGCAAUUUGAUGCAAAUAAUUGGUAUUAACAAAAUAAGUCUUUCUUUUAAAAAUUUCAAUGCAAAUAUCAAUUAAGUAGAUCUACCUUACUUAAGCCCUUUACUCUUCUAAAAAAAUUAUAAAACGAUGAAAAUAAAUAUAAAUGGAAAUACAAAUUAAUACAUAUUAAGCUAGUAAAUUUUACAACAAUUUUAAUAGGAAGCAAAAAAAGAUCAGCAAGAAUUCAAUUGCUUAAGUUUUAAAUCAGAUUAUAUUGGAAAGUAAAUAGCAAGAAAUAACAUAUUUGAAGCUGUGUUUAAUUUAGAUACAAAAAAGAAAAUAUUAACUAUACCUUAUGACAUAUUGGAUAAUAAACAGCAGAAUACUUUAAUAAAAGGAUAAUAUAUCUUCCUAAAAAUAGAAUCUGAUUUAAAUUUAGACUUGAUUUCAAUGAUAAGCUUUGAAAAUAGUUUAAGCUAACUCAUUUUGGAUUUCUCUUAAAAUAUUUAUUUAUUAUUUGAAGAUAUUUUAAAUUUAAUGAAUAAACUUGUUAAAGAAAAUUAAAAUAUUAAGUACCUAUGCAUAAAAAAACCUAAUUAGCUUCUUUCUUCUAGCUAAAUUUAUUAAAUUAAAUAAUUAUUUAAAAGUUUCUAACAUUUCCAGCCUAAAAAAUUUUUAUUAAAUUGA